Molecule: messenger RNA, 1124 nt
Organism: Coregonus sp. 'balchen'
Lineage: Eukaryota; Metazoa; Chordata; Actinopteri; Salmoniformes; Salmonidae
Source: the annotation of a GenBank genome assembly
AUGAAGACCCUGACUGCUCUACUCCUCCUGGGACUGCUCUGCUCCCUCCAUACCACGUCUGCAGGUGUGUGUGUGUGUGUGUGUGUGUGUGUGUGUGUGUGUGUGUGUGUGUGUGUGUGUGUGUGUGUGUGUGUGUGUGUGUGUAUACAGUGUGUGUAUGUACAGUGUGUAUAUGAGUGUAUAGGAAGAAGCACCAUGUGUUGACCAGUGAGUGUGAUCGUCCUUUGUUUCCAGCUGUCAUGGGGAUUGAAGCAAUAACUGCCAGAAAUUGCUGUGUGAAGUUCCACCCCAGGAGGCUCCCUCUUGAUGCAAUGGUGUCAGUUUAUAAGACCUCUAGUAGCUGCCCUCGCAAAGCACUGGUGUAAGUUAACCACAAUGCACACACACACACACACACACACACACACACACACACACACACAGAUUUCUAAAGGCAUAACAUGUUCUAUACCGUUUGUGGACGGGUCCAAAUCUGUUGCUAGGGAUGCAUGGUUACAACCUCCGAUACAUAGAGACCCUUUACUUCACUGUACUGUAGUGGUGAUAGCGUAGGAUCACUAAGGCUGUCAGAGUUCAUCAGUUAACUAAAGGUCACUUUCUGUCAUUUUACUGCACUAUUGUUAUUUAAUUGUGAUUAAUCGCAUUGUCUGAAAGCAUUCCAAAUAUACGGAAAACAUUAAAAAUAUAUCAUCUAUAGAGCUAAAAGGACAAUGAGAUGUCAAAACAAGUUGACGUUGAGGUUAUUAAAGAAUGUGUGUUUUAUCAAUUUACCAGAAUUUGCUAACAGUUACUUUGGAAAAAAUCAAGACGUCAAUGUUCUUGUAAUGAUUUUUGUAUUUAAAAAAAUCUUAAAUUACAGCUCCAUUUGAGCAAAUUCUGAAUCUGGAACCAGGCUACAUCUAGGCUACACUGUACUAGACCAGAUGGAGCAUUCAUAUUAUAGACUGGAUGUCAUGAGUGACAAUGUGUUGUGACUCUGUUGCAGUUUCACCACAAAGAAAGGGAAGACAUUUUGUGUUGACCCUUCUGAAGCCUGGGUCCAGAGUCAUGUGACCAAGAUUGAGAGCAGAUCGACCACUGCCAAGACGACGAUGAUGUCAUCAACCACCGCCACCACCAGCUAA